GAGGGGAAUGCCAUCGUUAUGAUCUGCAGUGCUAGUCAUCUUUUAGUCUAAGCCAUGGCUUUCAAAGCUGUAUGGAAAGAGGGUGUGCCAGGUUUAAAUGUGGCAAUGCGGCGAGUGGGAGGGUAAUUGUCCCGUCCUUGUGAAAAAAAACGAUAAAUAGAUUAACUUCUAGCCCAGGUAACUUCUCCCGCAUGCACACUUGGAGCAUCUGAGCAGAUUCUGCCGGUCCACAUCUGAAACAUCUUGGUCUUUAAAGCACCUCUGCUGACAAUGGAGUCUGCUGAAGCAAUAGCAGCUGACGUGAACAGCAGCAGAAGUGUGAUAGUUGAAAUCACAAAUCUCACCAACAAUUACUGCCUCUUAAACCCCAAGGUUCACUUUGAACAUGGGUUCUCGUACAACCCCCCUCAGCCCAGCGUGGGCCCUCUGAAGACAGAGGUUUGCACUUUCACCAAGUCCAGCGGCACCGCAACUGGAAGCGUCGGCGUCCUCACCUACGACCUUUUCGAGAGGACGCAGAAGGACCACGUUGAAACUCUGGCCAUCAUGUUCUCAGUUCCCUGGGAUUACAACUUGUACAAAAACUGGUUUGCUGUGGGCAUCCACAAGAAGGGGCGCAACUGUGACAAAGAUUUGUUUAAACAGAUGUACUACGAGAAGAAGGAGCGUGAGCAUGGCUUUAUCAGGGCAGAAGCCACUGGUUCCGGGAUCAAUUAUGUGGGCGACUAUCUUGACAUCAAGGCCACCAUGUGUCCCAUGGGCAAUGCCAUUAUGAAAGUAGAGGUGUGGGACAAGUUUUUCCCCCUCAUUGGUCAGCAGGUGGUUUAAAACCGCCUUCUCAUUUUAACUAGCAGAAGAUUUUCUAACAUGUUGCAUUAUUUUACAGCUGUGUUGUUGCUGACUGGUGACUAAAUGUCUGAGUUUUACCCUUCGUGAAAUCUGGCUCAGACCAAAGUUGAGCUUGUGUUUAAAUCCUGGCAGAGCCAACCCUUCUUUGGAGCCAAAGCCAAAGCCUCCCAUGUAUUUCAAUAGCAUUUCACCUUAAACUGGCGUCUUUGGAAAUGGAAAUCAAAGCAUGCCUCAACCAAGGAUGAGGGCAAACAGCUUAAUGAAACACACAAAACGCCUGUCCUAACUUACCUUGACAUUGCAGUCUGAGGACUGAAAUAAACUACUCUGCUAAACCUA
Molecule: messenger RNA, 1188 nt
Organism: Oryzias latipes (Japanese medaka)
Lineage: Eukaryota; Metazoa; Chordata; Actinopteri; Beloniformes; Adrianichthyidae
Gene: apnl
Product: actinoporin-like protein
Biological process (GO): cytolysis in another organism; monoatomic cation transport; pore complex assembly
Cellular component (GO): pore complex
Molecular function (GO): channel activity
Source: RefSeq, a predicted model, not a curated record